Messenger RNA from Trichomonas vaginalis G3, 568 nucleotides. RefSeq lists its product as uncharacterized. The record is from RefSeq and is a predicted model, not a curated record. Lineage: Eukaryota; Parabasalia; Trichomonadida; Trichomonadidae. The annotation marks the transcript as partial. The transcript has a single exon.
AUGAAACAUUUAUUUGAAGAAGUAGAUGAAGACAUGAAUGAAACCACAGAUAAACUUAACUCUUCUCUCAUUCUUCCUUUCAGUAAGGACUAUGAGUUCUGUUCAAAUGGUGUGUAUUUCUAUUGUGGAAAGAUGGGGUCAGGAAAGACAUUUAACCUCAUUCGUCAUAUACUCAUAACAGAGCGUUUAGGAAACGACUCUUACUAUGACCAAAUCAUUAUAUCAGCAACUUCAGACUCUAUGGAUUCAACAGCGAAAACAUUUAUGUCAAAAGUUCAAGCCUCUGUCGUUAAAGUUCCAGACAGUGAACUCAUUGAAUUUCUUCAACGUUACAUUCGACGUAAGAGGAAAUAUUAUGCCAUCGUUGAAUUUAUACAGUCAGGAAUGCAAAAGACCUCUGAGGAGAUGGAAAGAAUUAUUGACAAACACCACUUACGUCAGUACUCAGGAGUUUACGAUAUGAAACGACUGACAAACUACAUUCUAUCAAAACUUUCAAAAUACCCCUUCAAAAAAUAUCCUUCAAACACUCUGCUCGUUUGUGACGACUUCGCCGGAAAAGGUUUAG